CCCACAAUGUCAACGGCAGGACAGCUCCGCGAGCGUCGACCGGGCAACACGCCCGCCACCGCAGCCACCGCAGCCACCGCCGCCGCUGCAUCCUCAUCCUCAUCGUCAUCGGUCAUGUCGCCAAAGACGGUCGGUCUUGGCCGCACAGAGCAGCUCGCUCGCUUUGGGACGUAUCUCAACGUCACUUCUUGCACUGCAACCAGCGUCACGCUCAAGCACCGGCCAUCCGCGCGGUCCUGGGUGACUCUCGGAGCCUUCCUCUCGUUCGGAGUGCUGCUGUUCAUGUUCAAUCCGACAACGCUGUUCUGGCGAGUCGUGCAAGUGCUGUUCUGCGCCUUCCUCGGAGUCUCCAAUAUGGAGCUCUGGGAAGAGGUGAUUGUUGAUAAAUCUGCAGGCCAGAUCAGCAUGCGCCGGUACAACUUUAUCGAUUGGACACGCGCGCGCUAUGUCGUCCAGAUUGCAGACGUGGACGAAGUCAUUGUGGGCCAACACGCGCUUGGCUUUGGCGGCUUUAGCCAGCUGUGCUUUCGAGCAGAGCUGGUUUUGAACACUGGCGCGGUCGUUCCUCUCACUGACACCUACUCGCUUGGCCAAGGCAAGAAUGUGGACAAGAUUGUCGAUUUUCUGUCCGACUUUGUCGGCCUGGAGGUCGAUCCCAAUGAGGAGCACACUGUGCGCAAAACUGUCCGAAUGCGUCUGGAGGACGACGACGCCGCUGCCACAGCAGCCCAGCAAAGCAGUAGUGACGACGAGAGCGAUCCAGACGAGGACCAAGAGGCCAAGUAUUUGCAGCAGCGCGCCGCCGACAGCCUGAACGCGACGAAUUGACGUGCGUGUGCAGCGUUUUUUUUUGGGAACUCGAGCGUGUCACUUUGUGUUGCUGUCAGCAGGUCUUGACGAAAAUCAAAGAUGGAAGCUUGCAUGCAUUUUCAGAUAGAAUUUCAUUCCAAC
Messenger RNA from Capsaspora owczarzaki ATCC 30864, 951 nucleotides. RefSeq lists its product as hypothetical. The transcript is spliced from 3 exons. The coding region runs from base 7 to 828 and encodes 273 amino acids. The record is from RefSeq and is a predicted model, not a curated record. NCBI's taxonomy places the organism in Eukaryota, Filasterea, Ministeriida, Capsasporidae.